Messenger RNA from Chrysoperla carnea, 1344 nucleotides. RefSeq names its product cytosolic non-specific dipeptidase-like. The record is from RefSeq and is a predicted model, not a curated record. NCBI's taxonomy places the organism in Eukaryota, Metazoa, Arthropoda, Insecta, Neuroptera, Chrysopidae. The transcript has 7 exons. Gene Ontology annotation, biological process: proteolysis. Gene Ontology annotation, molecular function: peptidase activity. Bases 1 to 1344 code for a protein of 447 amino acids.
AUGUCAAUUUAUCCACAUACAUAUCGUACAAAGAACAGUAUAACAAAAACAACAGCCUCUGAAUAUGCUGAAUUUAUACAAGUACCGUCAAUCAGUGGCUACAAACAAUAUUAUAAUGAUGUGAUGGAAUUACAAGUACAAGUGAAACAAUGGUUAAAUAAAUUAAAUGUGCUGUUUGAAACAUUUGAUAUUGGCAGUUAUGAAUUUAAUGGUGAACACUUAAAAAUACCACCAGUUAUUUUAGGUUCAUUAAUUGUGGAUAAACAUCGUCCAACGAUUGGUGUAUACGCACAUAUCGAUAUUAAAAAGACAGAUAAUAACUGGGAUACAGAUCCUUAUAAAUUAACAAAAAAAGAUGGAUGCUUUUUCGGUGCUGGUACAGCAUGUGGCAAGGGUCCACUAUUGAUGUGGUUUCAUGCAAUUAAUACUUUUAAUGAGAAACAAAUCCCAUUACCAGUUAAUAUAAAAUUUUGUAUUGAAUCCAUGCAUGAAUGUGGUCAUCAAAAUUUGGAAGCGUUUAUUCGGGCACAGAAAACGAGAUAUUUGAAAGAUAUUGAUCAUUGGGUAGUUAAUGAUUCAGCAUGGAUUGGUAAUAUUAUACCAUGUUUAGUUUAUGGCGCUACGGGUAAUGCACAUUUUAAGCUUACAUCAGAGAAAGUUGAAGGUAGUAGCACAGAACCACAGCAAGAUUUAGAAAACAUCCAUAGUACAUUUUUGGAUGAGAAUGAGGAAAUUACGAUUGAAGGAUUUAAUCGUACCGUUGAGCAUAUUACACCCGAUGAAGAAUUGAUUUAUGAGAAAAUAUCUGAUUUUGAUGUCAAAGAUGUUAGAUUAACUUUACCCGAAAAUAAAAGAAAUUGGAAUAAAUUGAAGCUAUUAAUGCAUUUUUGGCGUAUACCAUCAUUAAAAAUUUGUGAUAUUGAAGAAUGUACAUGCCCGAAUAAAGACGAGUUACCAAUAAAAGUGAAAAGUUUAUUAUUAUUUAAAAUUGUACCAAAUCAAUUUCCAGAACUUGUUGAUAAUUUUGUACAGAAUCAUGUACAAAAAGCUGUUAAAAAAUUUAAUAUAACAAACACAAUUGAAUGUCAAAUGAUUCAUGGUACACGACCAUGGACCGAAGAUCUAGAAAGUAUUCCAUAUGUAGCUGCAAAACGAGCAACUAUCCAGGUAUAUAAAGAAGUUCCAAGUUUGAUACGUGAAGACGAAAGUUUUUCAAUUAUCCUGAUAUUACAACGUGUAUUUAAAAAGGAAAUUUUAUUGUUACCGUUGGGACGAAGCGAUGGAAAUGCUGGAAAACCAAAUGAAAAUAUUGGUGCGUUAGAAGAAACAGAAGAGAAUAAUUAA